AUGUCAACCAUCCCCGUCCCGGUGUUCUCGUCUUUUUACCACCAGGGCCUCGUUGAAAUGGGGGCGACUGCGCUGAUUACUUACGACUAUCUUAUCACUAUCGACCAGGAAGUCGCUCUGUUCUGGAGGCGUAAUAUGAGUGGUGCGACGGCACUGUACCUUGGAACACGUUACAUCGGUGUCCUGGCCUACUCUAUCCUCGGCACAGCAACGUACACUCCGAUGACUGAAAAGAGGUACGGAAACGUUUAUGGGUCACUACGACGUCGAACCAAGUUAUCGACAAAAUUCUGCAGCUGCAUGGGUAUUGCCAUUGCUCAACCUGCGUUCAGCGGCAUGCAAUACGUCUUCUUCGCAGCAUUCUCCAGUAUGCGCACGCUCGCAUUGAGCAAGAUGAACUACAUGCUGGCGAUCGUUGUUUUCGUCUUCGCGCUCGGCCCGUUUGCGGUCAACGUGCACACAAUGUCGCUCAGUCUCGUGGGGGAAAUUUUUCCGCCGUUUGGAUGCGCUGGUAGUGUCAACAUAACCCGCACGGAAGCUAUCAUGGGUCUGUGUCGCCGUGUCGCGUUCAUGCGCAAUCGUCGCAGACACCAUCGCCAUCAUGCGAGCGCUCUGCUCAUCAAUGGCACGAUCUACUUCCUCACACUCCUAACCCUCAACAUCCUCCAUCUCCUUUUCACUCUUCUCUCGGUCGCAGACGGCUUCGAACCCAUUAGCCUCGUGACCGUGUUCACGGACCCCCUGACCAACAUAUUAACCUGCCGCUUCCUGCUCGCCCUCCAGGCGGCGAACCAGCAAGCGCUGGGGCAGGGCUCCGCGACGGAGGACGCGCACCAUGGAGGCAGCGACACCCUCCGGUUCGCUUCGAGGAUGAUAGGAUCUAUCGCCACGGUGUCUGUCCCGGCGCGACACGGCGCGAGUACGCUGGACGGCGAGGAGAGCGAGGAAGGUGUACCCGACGCCGACGACGGACAGGGCAGCGGUGAGCUGUCGGGCGGAGCAUGCGAGGAUGUGCUGGUCAUCUCAUCCCAGGCGGGCGAUGUGGUGGAAUGCUGA
Trametes versicolor FP-101664 SS1 is the source of this 1056-nucleotide messenger RNA. RefSeq lists its product as uncharacterized. The record is from RefSeq and is a predicted model, not a curated record. The transcript has 13 exons. Bases 1 to 1056 code for a protein of 351 amino acids. NCBI's taxonomy places the organism in Eukaryota, Fungi, Basidiomycota, Agaricomycetes, Polyporales, Polyporaceae.